This is a messenger RNA of Oldenlandia corymbosa var. corymbosa, 1470 nucleotides long. Lineage: Eukaryota; Viridiplantae; Streptophyta; Magnoliopsida; Gentianales; Rubiaceae. The record is from the annotation of a GenBank genome assembly.
AUGCAAUUUUGCUGCCCAAAGUCGAGCUUUCAUUCGUGGCAGAUUCCCUCGCCGCUGCCAUUGCCGCUCACUUUCCCUUCCAGAUUGCACCGUCAUCUGCCGAUCCCAUGCACCUCCGACGGAGGAGGUGGUCCCAGGAAUGAGGAAGGAGACGACAAAUUUCAAAGAAGUGUGAUUCUGGUUGAAAAAAACGGCAACGGAGUUUCUAGAAGGUACAUCCUAUCGGAAGAUGACUCAGAAGUUAAGUCAUAUCUUGAGGAACAUGUCCCCCACACUAGCAAUUCAUCAGGGCCACCAAUCUCUGAAGGGGAAUUACCUUGGCUUCCAAGUGUCAUAAAGGAUUUGUUUCUUCCAUCUGGGUUCCCUGAAUCAGUGUCAAAUGAUUACUUGGAAUACAUGUUGUGGCAGCACGUCAAUCUAACCCUGGCCGUUAAUUUUACUUGGGCUGUUGGAGUCGGCUCUUUCUCAGGAACCACUGCUGCUGCUUCUGCUGCUGCUAUCAGAUGGGUUACCAAGGAUGGCAUUGGUGCUGUUGGGCGCUUGUUCAUUGGCGGAAGGUUUGGAAAUCUAUUUGAUGAUGACCCCAAACAGUGGCGCAUGUAUGCAGACUUCAUUGGAAGUGCAGGAAGCAUCUUUGAUCUGACCACUCCAUUAUAUCCUUCUUAUUUCCUGCCAUUGGCUUCAAUGGGGAAUCUUGCAAAGGCUGUUGCUAGGGGACUUAAAGAUCCUUCUUUCCGGGUAAUACAGAAUCACUUCGCAAUUUCUGGAAAUCUUGGAGAGGUUGCAGCAAAGGAGGAAGUUUGGGAAGUAGCAGCUGAACUGCUCGGUCUUGCUAUUGGCAUCCUGAUUCUGGAUGCACCUGGUCUCUCAUCAUCAUAUUCUGUAUUGACCUUCACAUGGUUGAGUGUGCGGCUUCUACAUCUAUGGUUUCGCUAUCUGUCCCUAUCAGUGCUGCAAUUUGAUACGAUAAAUCUUAAACGUGCUUGCAUACUAGUAAACUCACACGUUAGGCUGUCUACAGUCCUAGGAUGUCAUGAAUGCAAUAGGAUGGAAAAUAUCUUACAGUGGCAAAGAUUUUCAAAACCACGCAUCCAUUUUGGUGUAUCCUUGCAAGAGUUGCUUGACGGGGAAAAAGGAAGCUCCGUGGUGAAAGUUAUUAGAUUGUAUUCCAAGGAGAGAUAUUUUCUCGUGGUGAACCGAAUGCAAUUCGGAGAAUUGGAGGUCUUUGUUUCCUUCAAGGAGGGAGCAACAAGUUUGUCAGUGUUGCGGAGUUUGUGGCAGGCAUACUGGGUCUAUCAGAACUGGAGCUGGUCAAAUAAUGUUGAGGAGCAAAUCGAGGAAAGCCUGAUUAGUUUGGAAAAAAGGUUCGACGAUUUCAUGCAACAGCUGAAAAACGCAGGAUGGGAUACAAGCCAAUUGAAUUUGAAAGUCCCGAGGGAUUUUUCAAUCCAGGAACUUCCUAGUUUAUAA